CGCGGCCGCCGCGGUCGCCCCCGUCGCGCUCGCGCGACGACGACGACGACGCCUCACGAUCGCGCGCGCGGAGCAGAGCCCGCGGAAGGAGACCCCGACGGAGAUGGACUCCCCCGUCGGCGACGUCCCGCCCGACGCGCCGCCGUCCCCGGAGAACGCCGGCGGAGGAGGAGGAGAGGAGGACUCGGCGCGCGCGCUCGGCGACCAGAUCGCGGCGCUGAGAAACCCGCCGUCGGGGACCAAGCCCGGCGACGCGAGCGACAACAUCGUCGUCGGCGCGUUCGAAGAGAUCGGACGGAUAGAGUGGCCGACGCCGAUCGGCGCGCUGAAGACGACCGGGAUCGUCAUCGCGAUCGUGACCGGCAGCGCGGUCGUGUUGCUCACGGUGAACUCCGCGCUGUCGAGCGUCUCGCAGGCGGUGUUCGGGUGAAAGGUUUUGACGUUAAUAACACAGGCGACGACGGCGGCUGGAUGGUUGCGCGCUCGGACGCCGGCGCGGACGCGGACGCGGGUUCGGACCCGCGGCCGGCGCGGGCGAACCAGGGCGGGUUUCGGGGGAGGACGAGGAGGAGGAGGAGGGCGUCGGUCGAGCGCGUCCGUCCGCGACGCGACGCGCGCGAGCCCCCGACGACGAGACGACGACGCGAGACGGAUGAUCGAAAUCGAAAAAAAGGAUUAUAAAA
Messenger RNA from Micromonas pusilla CCMP1545, 683 nucleotides. RefSeq lists its product as uncharacterized. The record is from RefSeq and is a predicted model, not a curated record. Gene Ontology annotation, biological process: protein secretion. Lineage: Eukaryota; Viridiplantae; Chlorophyta; Mamiellophyceae; Mamiellales; Mamiellaceae. Gene Ontology annotation, molecular function: transmembrane protein transporter activity. Bases 104 to 430 code for a protein of 108 amino acids. The transcript has a single exon. Gene Ontology annotation, cellular component: chloroplast thylakoid membrane.